This is a messenger RNA of Chlamydomonas reinhardtii, 3677 nucleotides long. RefSeq lists its product as uncharacterized. The transcript is spliced from 2 exons. Gene Ontology annotation, cellular component: endoplasmic reticulum; membrane; cell periphery. NCBI's taxonomy places the organism in Eukaryota, Viridiplantae, Chlorophyta, Chlorophyceae, Chlamydomonadales, Chlamydomonadaceae. The record is from RefSeq and is a predicted model, not a curated record. The coding region runs from base 203 to 2512 and encodes 769 amino acids. Gene Ontology annotation, biological process: ceramide biosynthetic process; sphingolipid catabolic process. Gene Ontology annotation, molecular function: glycerophospholipase activity.
CAGUCAGCUCAAGGAUUCGUCGCGGGGCACGCCAUAGAAUUACUAGUAUGGACCAUACUUAACAGGCAGAAGAAAUGAGACUGGCAUUCACUUUUACGGGGGCAAUUCCUGGUGCCAAUUGACGGUUUGAAGACCGCGUCUAUCGAGCUGUCUUACCCGAAACUGUAGUCCAAGCUGAAAAAAGUGCAACAAAAUCGAAAAGAUGUCAGCGCCUGCCCUGAAGGAGUUGGUGAUAGGUCGCGAUACUUGCGAGUGGUCGCGCUUGACCGAAGGCGUUAUCCAGGAAAUAGCAAGCUAUUUGCAUCCCAGCGAGGUUGCCAUUAACUUCAAGCUAGUCAACCGCGAGACAGCACGGUUCCUGAGACACUUUUGUCGCAUCCAGCUCUCGCAGCCGCUGACUCAGGGCACCAAAGAACCUGUGCAAGUAGCUGUCCCAUUCUGGCCUUCAACCGGGUUCGUUGCGCAUUGGGGCCGGCCGCAGCCCUGGCGCGCCCUCAGCUUGCGACAGCGGUGCGGGCUGCUGUGCCUAGCCGCGAACUCGGGCUGUGCUGCGAGCCUGGAGGUCGCGCUGGCGCAGUGCGGCUGCAGCCUGACGUCGGAGGUGGCCGUGGCUGCCGCGCUCGGCGGCAGCGUGUCUGCGUGCGAGACGCUCCUCAUCCGGGAGGGCUGCGACAGCAUGGCGCGCCUGGAGGACUUCGCGGCGGAGGCCGGUCGCCUGGAGCUGCUGCGCUGGCUACGUCAGGCUCGGCGGGAGCAGCUGCUGUCGACACCUCCGCCGCAGCGACCGCCUGAGUGGAUGCCGGAGGAGCUCACAACAGCCGUCGCGGCAUGCCGUGGCGGUCACGCGCACAUUCUUGCCUGGCUGCAGCAGGAGGAGGAGCAGGCGCAGGGAGUCGGCGGGGUCCCUGGCGCGGUUGCGGCAGAGCCGCUGACACUGGCUCACCCAAAAGCCGUGCCGUUCCUGGCGGGCGCGGCCGGCGCGGGUGGGCACGUGCAGCUACUAUACCAGCUGCUGCCGCGCCUGGAGCCCAUACCCACGGGUGCGGCGUGCAGCAUGCUGGAGCAGGUGGCGCAGGGCUGCCCGCUGGAGGCCCUGCAGCGGGCUUACAACCACGUAUUUGAGGUGGACGUGCAUCCAAACGGUAGUACCAAGCAGACUCUGGCGAUUGCCGCCGCCGUUAGCAACACGCCGGACUGGGAGCAGAAACUGGACUGGGUCCUGCAGCAGCAGCCGCACGGGGCCGACCUGCUUGGGCACCCCAAUCCCGAUGACGACUUCUUCAAGGAUGUCGAUAUGUUGAUUUGUGGCGCCGGCCGGCUCCCGGACUGGCUGCAGCGGCUGCAGGCCCUGCGCGCGCGCAACGUGCCGCUGCCGCCUCUGAGUGACCUGGGGGAGCGCGCCGCCGCCGCGGGCAACGUCGCUGCGCUUACAUGGCUGCUGGCGGAGCAGGGCGAGGGCGUGCCAGUGAGCGCCGACCUAGCACGCGUGGCUGCGGCGGCUGGUCACGUGUCAGUACUCACAGCGCUUCAGGAGCGGGGCUGCGUGUUUUCGGAGGACGACGUCCUGACUGCGGCUCAAGCCGGCAGAACGGCAGCUGUGAGCUGGCUACUCGCGCAGCCGCUACCACAGGAUCUCUCCGUCGACGACUGGGCGGCCGUGUUCAAGUGCUUGGCGCGUCAGGGCGCGGACCUGGCCACGCUGCGGCAGCUGCACGAGCGGCACGGCGCGCCCAUUGACCUGGAGGCGGUGGCGAAGUACGGCAGUGUGGAGGCGCUGGAGUGGGCGAUGGCGGCGCUGCGAGGACCGGGAGCGGGACGUCGCGGCGCCCAGCAGGCGGUGGAACGCCAGCUGUGUUGUGAAUUGCAGAACCGCAAGGUGUGGUACACAGCGGAAGCCGGCAACCUGGCGGCGGCGGACUGGCUGACGCAGCUGCUGGUGAUGAACGGGUUCCGUCAGGGCCCAACCCUGCCGGCGGUGGCUGUUAUUGCGGCAACGCAGGUGGUGGGAUGCCACUCGUUUGGGGCACUGCGCUGGUGGCUGCGGCAGCGGCAGGAGGGGCACGGUGUGGGGCAGUCGGAGCAGGAGGAGGGGCAGGGGCAGGAGGGGCAGGGGCAGGGACAGGAGCAGCUGGAGGGGCAGGAGGGGGCGCUGACAGACACCGAGUGGCGCAAGCUGCUGGAGUGUGUGGCGUCGUCUGUGUUCACCGCGCCGGCUUACCUGGGCGAGUAUAAGUACUCACGCGCACAGUGGAACUGGCUGAUGGCAAAGCGGCUGGAGGCGGCGGCGGCGCAGGAAAAGAAGGCGGGGCAGGAGGGUGCGGUGGCGGCGGCUCGGGCGGAGGCGGGUGAACUUGCCGCGGCGGCGGCGGCGGCGCAACCAUACGUGUUUCCCGGGCUCCCCGAAGAGUUCUUGGCGCAGCUGGCGGCGGACCAGAUGGCGGCGGAAGCCGCAGCGUUGGCGCUGGGCGCAGCGGCGGAGCCGGGCAUAGCGGCUGCGCAGGCAGACGGCUAAGACGCCGCCGCCCCGGCAGCGGAGGCGCUGCAGCAGCUCGACGGCGAAUGAGCGCAACCCGGCGGGUGGCAGAGGCCGGCAACACUGGGCGUGUGUGCGGUGUGUGUGUGUGUGUGUGUGUGUGUGUGUGUGUGUGUGUGUGUGUGUGUGUGUGUGUGUGUGUGUGUGUGUGUGUGUGUGUGUGUGUGUGUGUGUGUGUGUGUGUGUGUGUGUUUGGGUGUGUGUGUUUGAGCGUGUGCGUGUGAGCAGUGUACGGCCGUACGUGGCGUGCGUGACGUUCAUUGGAGGGCAUGGUGAUACCUUACUCGGGACGGGAAUUGUUUACGGCUGCGUUCCCUAGCGUGUGUCGGGUGUGGCGUUGGCAUGGACGUAGCAGUGAGCACAGUGGACUGGUGGUGUCGUGAUGGCGUAGUGCGUGUAGCGCCUGGCCUGCUGCCUAGCGGCGGUAUGUGCAGCGUGUUCGACUGGUUGCAUGGGUGGGCACGGGUGGCUGCUGGGCAAGGGCAAGGGCAAGGGGAAGGGCAACGGCAACGGCAAUGGAAAUGGAAAUGGAAAUGGCCUGCCAGUGCAUACGAAGGGACAUGCGGCCCUUGUACAUACAAACGAGCAGAGGUGCGCUGUGACGCGUGGGUAUGGUCCUGUGGGAGGUGCUAGCUAGGGGCAUCCUGUCCAUUGGACUGUUGCGCAGCGUGAUGAGCAGCAGCGGGAUACACUACGGUAGGCGAAUGCAUGUGUGACGCGAGGCACGGCUGAGCUUGUUCAGCGUCCGGUGUCAUGACCGUGCGGGUGGAUUCGGCGUGUGUGCACAGGGGUAUGUGUCCGAGGUUGCUUGGGCCCGACACGGUGGUACAGGUGGGUGAGAGAUUUGAAGCGCCUCGUCACCCGCACCUCGUCAAUCAUGGGGCAGCUAGUGUUCGUCUGUCCACGCAUGAGGGAUGACCCAUCUAAAGGACAACCAUACUCAGGUGCUUAGCAUUACCGUCUUGCAAGCAAUCAAGGACAUGAGUGCCGGCUGUGCCGCUGCCCGCCCGCACCGAUGCACUCACGCGCUGCUCCGCCUGAUGCCUGGUCAGCACUGAGGCUAAUAAAGGCUAUGUGGAGCUGCAGCAUUUAUUGCAACACACAUCGUCUUGGCACCUUGUUUGACAAUGAAUGCUUAAAUAGC